AUGCGGAAGGACGCAUAUCUGUACGAGUAUACGGAGAGUUGGGACAAGUUGGAAGAAGAUGUAUUACCGAGGAAAGAAGACUUUUACAGCAUGCUGACGAAAAAGAACAUCGACGACGACGAAUAUCGACAAGCGAAAACAGUAUGGGACUACUUUGAUUGUAGGACGUUAGGGGAAUACAGCGACCUUUAUUUGAAGAUUGACGUGAUGUUGUUGGCGGAUUUUGUCGAAAAUUUCCGCGAUAUAUCUAUGAAGACGUAUACCCUAGACCCGGCAUUCUAUUACACGGCACCCGGAUUCAGCUUCGACUGCAUGCUGAAAUGUACAUAGAUGAAACUAGAACUCCUAACGGACUACGAUUUGUUGCUGAUGAUCGAAAGAGGUAAAACGUUUUAUAUUAUUUUACAAAAUUAUUAUCAUAUUAAUUUUAUUUUAUAGGUUUACGCGGUGGAUUGGAGCAGGCGAGUUAACGAUACGGGAAGGCGAACAAUUAUCCGGAGAAGGCGAACAAUUAUACGAUGGAAGACUAUGAUGAGACGAAAGAAGAUUCAUGGAUAAUAUACCAGGAUUGUAAAUAUAAACAAUUUUUUUUCUGUUUAUUUUAGGUAACAAUUUGUACGGGUGGGCGAUGAGUCAAUAUAUGUCCUACGGUGGAUUUAAGUGGAUGGAGCCCACAUUAGACGGUUUGGAAGAAUUAAACGAUACUUCACCCAUAGGACGGGUAUACGAAGUCGAUAUCACGUACCCGGAACAUCUGCACGUAAAACAAAACGACUUACCAUUCUUACCGAAUAACGGAAUACCACCAGGCUCGAAGGUGAAGAAACUGAUGGCCACAUUGAAGGCGAAGACUAACUACAUUAUACACUACAGGAAUUUGAAACAAGCAAAAGCAAACGGACUGAUUGUUAAAAAGGUAAACAUUUUUAUUUUUAUUUAAUUAAUUAUAUAUUUAUUAUAUUUUUGUAUUAUUUAUGUUACAGGUGCACAGAGUAAAGCAAUUUAACCAGUCACCGUGGCUGAAGAAAUAUAUUGAUUUAAACACAGAGAUGAGGAAGAAGGCGACUAAUGAAUUUGAGAAGGAUUUCUAUAAAUUAAUGAACAAUGCUGUUUUUGGUAAGUUAUUAUUAUUAUUAUUAAAUCUUAUCUGUUAUUAUAUUAUUAUGAUUUCUAGGUAAAACUAUGGAAUCAAUGAGAAGGAGGAUAGACACUAAGCUGGUAUCCAGCGAGAAGAGAAUGCAGAAACUGGUCAAUAAGACGACGUUUAAACACUGUACUUCCUACAAUGAAAACCUGUGUGCUGUGUCACUGGAAAUUGAAAUAAUACAUUUUUGCAAACCAAUUUGUACAGGUAUGUAAAUCAUUUAAAUUCUUAUAUUAUUUAUUAUAUAAUUAUAAUGUUUUUAUUCAUAUGUUUAUAGGACGUUUAUAA
Molecule: messenger RNA, 1432 nt
Organism: Cinara cedri
Lineage: Eukaryota; Metazoa; Arthropoda; Insecta; Hemiptera; Aphididae
Source: the annotation of a GenBank genome assembly